Molecule: messenger RNA, 2956 nt
Organism: Xyrauchen texanus (razorback sucker)
Lineage: Eukaryota; Metazoa; Chordata; Actinopteri; Cypriniformes; Catostomidae
Gene: cp110
Exons: 12
Coding region: 248-2944 (898 amino acids)
Biological process (GO): regulation of cytokinesis; centrosome duplication; centriole replication
Cellular component (GO): centriole
Source: RefSeq, a predicted model, not a curated record
UGGAAAACUAACCCGAAAUCAAUAAUAAACUAGACAUUAAGUACAGAGAUAAGUACAUUAUUAUUAUUAUUAUCAUCUUACUUUUUAAAUGUUAUUAAGAUUUAAUAAUGUUUUUAUAAAAGCUUCUUUUGAAGACUUUUGUCAGUUUGAGUCCAGUCCGGGUUUUAACCGUAAGCGGAAGCGGUUGUAAACAGACAACGAAACACAUCAAUAAACCUCAUGAAGAUACAACUUUACUCUCAGUGUCAUGGAGAAUUAUGAAGAUUUCAUCAAGAGACAUUAUGAAGUUUCUGCUGAUGUUGAUAUUCCGCAGACUUUCUCUAAAUCUUCAUCAGUCAUUGUGUUUCAUGGAGCAUCUGUUCUUCCUCCUCUGCUCAAUGAACAGCAGCGAGACGAGAUGAGACGACUCAGAGAAAGAGCCGUGAGGUUGAUGAAGAGGAGGAGUGAGGAAGAGUCUCACAUCAGUUUUAAAGAGACUGUGAGUAUUCCUCAUAAGAGUGAUGACAUCACACACUGGAACAUCAGCACAUCCAAUCAACACACACCUCUGACAUCAACCGCUCACGAUGGCCCAUCUGUCAAUCAGCUGAGAGCGUUUCCAGCAGACGAUUCGCUGGAGAACACACAGGUCACAGUUCUGUUCGAGGGAGUCGGUCUCAAGUCACACACACGUCAAGGAUUCGACAAUCACUCCGAUAAACAUCCACACUGUGACAUCAGCAGCCAGAUGAUGAUGAUGUCAUCAGGAUAUGUGACCAAUGAAAACACAGCCAUCACCUGUCACUCAAGCUGGAUGGAAGGGGAGGGAGGAGGGGGGACAGCGAGGUCAGCCGGAGGUGUUCACUUAAAUAUGACACAGUCAACCAACGCUGCAGGAAGUGACAUAAUCAGUCACGCUCCAGUGGAUGCAGUGUUCUUAGAGGAGGAGAAUUCAGAACCAGCUGAAAAUAUUACAGAACCAGUAAACCCGCUGUCUGAACUGGACCUGGACGAGGGACCGUACCGAAUGAGUCUUCAGAAUCUGCUGAAGAAAUCUCAGGAGUACCGGCGACGCCAGCGCCUGCUGCGAAAUCAAACCAGAACUCUCAAACCCACCGCUGACGAUCUCAGCUUGUCGGAUAAAGAAAACGAGGAAUUCUUUCCCAAACACAUCUUGAAGAGCGAGCUCAGGAAAGCCAGAGAGAAAAGGAAGGAGCUGGUAAAGCAGUCCGACACCAGCGUGAGCUCAGAACCGCUUGAGACCGAAGCGUAUCACACAGACAUCACAAAUGAAACCUGUUGUAGCAUGAGCACUGACGCUCUUCCUGCAGAACAUGAUGACACUCUGACAGCUGAAAUUGACAAUCUUUCUCUGUUGUCUUCAACAGAACUUCCCGUCACAGCCAAAUCUCUGUAUCUCUCCAAACAGAAGGCCGAAAUCUUGUCCAGAUCCUCUUCAGCAGCAACAGGGAUGAAGUUCACCAGCGUCCCGAUGCCCAAGUUCUGCUUGAGUCCCGUACGGAGCAAAAAAGGUAGUGGUACACCUGAUCGUGAAGCGCUGGUAAAAACAGUUUGUGUGGAGUGUGAUGCUGAACCAAUAGUUAAAGGUGAUCACCAUGAUGAAGGAAAGUCUUUAAAGCAAAGCACUGAGCAAACGGAACAAAUCACACAGUUAGAGCUGAACUUAUCGAGUCUUAAAGCGCUCAUAUCCGACCUGGAGUCAACGCUGAUGCUCUCACAAACUGGUAACAGUCGCAUCACACUGAACCAAGAAGGAAGUUCUCCAGAUGUUUGUUUGAAAAGGCCUUCAGCGGUCACUAUUAAUGAAACUGUGGAGCGAGAGAACGCUGCAAACAAUUGUGGCACUGGAGACGAAGCGCCAUCACAAACGUUCACCCACAAAUUCAGACUUUCAAACGCAAUACAGACUGUCAAUCAUUCCAUACUCCCCACACUCACAGGAGGCAUCCUCGCUGACACCAGUAACCAGUCUAAGGGAGGAGGAAGCUCUCUGAUUGGCUCGUCAUAUGAUGUUGAUAGCCCCUCUGAGCUCUGGACAAAGGGGAAGCAGCUGACCCCUGAGAUGGGGGGUCAUGAGGGCGUGUCCCGUGCCAAACGGAGGCUCCUGAUGAACGAGGUGGAAGUGUGUAACCCCGGACGAGAGACCAGCACACCCAAAGUGAUGUCAUCAGUGUUGCAGUCGUCUGCGCAGACGCAGGGGGAUCAGGUGAGAGUUCUGAUGGAGGAAGAACGCAGACAACAACAGGGACUACUGCAGUCUUUGGCGGUGCGCUACGAGUUUCUACGGCACGUGUCCUUCCCGUGUCCCACCGCGAGCACACGUCUGGAGGACACGUCGACCUCCCCCCUCCCCCCGUCUGUCUGCACACACACUGAGUUUACACACCUCAGCGACACACACCGCAGCUCACCGCAGAUGUGUCGCACUCUGGUGGCGGCGGUGGUGAAGGGCUUCCUGACCCGUCGACUCUUGCACACAGAACGCGUGUCACAGCUCGUCAGAACCAUCAAGGACACUCGUGAGUUCCUGCUCUCAUUCCAGCAUCAGACGCCCGUCAGAGGAGAAUUCAGCAGCAGACACGACCUCAUGCUGCAGGAGAGAGUCACACUACAGCUGCGUGCUGCACGAUACGAGUUACACGACGUCUUCUUCAACACGAGCAGCUGUGAGAGGAUGCAGUUGAUCAGUUGGGACAGGGAACUGACCAGAGACCGAAAACUCAAACAACACGAUAAUAAAGCGUCUCAGUCGAGAGGAAAGAGUUCACUGUCCGCUGCCACUAGAAAAGCGUUAGAGCGCAGGAGACUCGUGUUACAGAAGAAAGUGGCAGACAGGACAAAGUCUUCACCGUUUAAAGAGGACAAAUGGAACCUCGUGCCAAAGAUUUAUCGGGUCUCGAAGAAAAACAGCCCGUUACGAGGACCGAAGAAGCAUCAAUACUGAAGCAGACGCCAA